AUGAGGGUGAAUGCUGUGUUUGCGCAGUGGCACAGCCCAGUUCAUUUUAUUAUUUUACAAGCACAAGGAAAAAUGCCAAACUGGAAACUCAUAGGGUCUUUAAUCCUGCCUAAUGUGGGAGGAUGGGUUGGUGCCCUUACUAUGAUGGGUCAGGUGAAGAACCCAACUAGCAAUGCUUGGUACCAAACUAUUAAAAAACCCAGUUGGAAUCCGCCAAACUGGGUAUUUGGCCCAGCAUGGACAGCUCUGUAUACUGGAAUGGGAUAUGCAUCAUAUAUGGUCUAUAGGGACUGUGGGGGAUUGACAGGAAGAGCUGUUCUCCCAUUGGCUUUAUAUGGAGGCCAGUUGAUCUUGAAUUGGACUUGGACACCGGUAUUCUUUGGAAUGCACAAAGUUGGCUGGGCACUUGUUCACAUAUUAACGCUAGAUGUGGCGGCUGCUGCCUGCGCUGUCAGUUUUUUCAAAAUCAACCCCAACACUGCAUACCUGAUGGCACCAUAUCUAUGCUGGUUGGCUUUUGCAACCUGCCUCAACCAUUCCAUAUGGGAGCUAAACAAAGAUGACCCAAAGACAGCG
This is a messenger RNA of Iphiclides podalirius (scarce swallowtail), 576 nucleotides long. Lineage: Eukaryota; Metazoa; Arthropoda; Insecta; Lepidoptera; Papilionidae. The record is from the annotation of a GenBank genome assembly.